Messenger RNA from Anopheles stephensi (Asian malaria mosquito), 1690 nucleotides. It is a transcript of the gene Gmd, whose product is annotated as GDP-mannose 4,6 dehydratase. Gene Ontology annotation, molecular function: GDP-mannose 4,6-dehydratase activity. The transcript is spliced from 2 exons. Bases 224 to 1315 code for a protein of 363 amino acids. The record is from RefSeq and is a predicted model, not a curated record. Gene Ontology annotation, biological process: GDP-mannose metabolic process. Lineage: Eukaryota; Metazoa; Arthropoda; Insecta; Diptera; Culicidae.
GUGCAUUGCUAUCAAAACAAACGGAGCCAAUGUAAAUACACGUCACGCACGCAGUGGACGAAAAACUAUCCAAAAAGCCGGUCUGACCACAAAUCCGUAACCAUUUUGUAACAUAUUCUAACAAUUUUGAGACACUUUUAUACGCUUAACACAAGAAGUAAGAUAACAUUUCAAACGCCACUGGCCAGAAGUGAUUGCAGUACGAUAAAAUAGAGCAUUAGCAAUGGAGGGUGAAACGACGGUGACGAAUCGCGCCAGCGAUAGGAAAGUGGCACUGAUAACAGGCAUUACGGGUCAAGAUGGAUCAUAUUUGGCUGAGUUUCUGCUGGAUAAGGGGUAUGAAGUGCAUGGAAUAAUCCGCCGGGCCAGUACAUUCAACACUUCCCGCAUCGAGCAUCUGUAUGCGGAUCCACGCACACAUCGCGAGGGAAAGAUGAAGCUCCACUACGGUGAUAUGACCGACAGUAGCGCGCUGGUGAAAAUUAUUGCCCAGGUGCGGCCGACCGAAAUUUACAACCUAGCCGCCCAAAGUCAUGUGAAAAUUUCGUUCGAUUUGAGCGAAUACACGGCCGAGGUGGAUGCGGUCGGUACGCUCCGGCUGCUCGAUGCGAUCCGUACCGUGGGGCAGGAAAAGACGGUCCGCUUCUACCAAGCGUCCACGUCGGAACUGUACGGCAAGGUGGCCGAAACGCCGCAGAACGAAAAGACACCGUUCUACCCACGCUCACCGUACGCCUGUGCAAAGAUGUACGGUUACUGGAUUGUGAUAAACUAUCGCGAAGCGUACAACAUGUUCGCCUGCAACGGGAUCCUUUUCAACCACGAAUCACCGCGCCGGGGAGAAAACUUCGUCACACGCAAGAUCACUCGGUCGGUUGCGAAGAUUUCGCUCGGACAGCAAGAGUACCUGGAGCUGGGUAAUCUGGACUCGAAGCGUGACUGGGGCCACGCCAAAGACUACGUGGAAGCGAUGUGGCUGAUGAUGCAGCAGGAACGGCCGGAAGAUUUUGUCAUUGCUACCGGGGAAACGCACUCGGUGCGAGAGUUUGUCGAAAAGGCGUUCCAGUACAUUGGGCGCGAAAUCGAGUGGCGAGGGACGGGUGUGGAUGAGGUUGGGGUGGAGAAGGGUACCGACACGGUACGGGUGCGCAUAAACGCCAAGUUUUUCCGCCCGACCGAGGUGGAUCUGCUGUUGGGCGAUGCGUCCAAAGCGAAGGCACAGCUGGGCUGGUCGCCGAAGGUAACAUUCCUGGAGCUGAUCGCCGACAUGAUGGCGGCGGAUAUACAGCUGAUGAAGAACAACCCAUCCGCGUAAAGGGGAGAGGGUCCAUUUUCGCUAACUGUAUCGAAUGGGCGGAUCAGUAUUUGUCCGUUAGGAACACGGAUUUAAGCUAUUUGAAAGGGAAGCGGUUGGAGCAUUUUACGUUCUUGAUUACCAUAUGCUUGCGCACUUUUUGGUAAUAUUUUAAUUUAAAGAAAAGCGUACUGUCGCUGGGAUAUUAGCCAAAUUUGAACAAACAGGAUCGGGUAUUGGAAUGAAACGAAGCUUGAACAAAUGCGCAUAAUUCCAUGGCAAUAUUUAAGCAAAAACAAAUAUCGUUUUAAAAUAUCUAAAAUUUAAACUUAAAUAAAACAUACCCUUUUUCCGUUGGGAAUCGGAAUGCGGUAGUUGAACAGUUUGAUAUCGACA